GAGGGAAUGGCCCGGCGCGGCGGCGUGCUGGACUCUAAAAACAGUUGAUCUCGCUGUCCCAUUUGCUUUUCCCGCCAGAGGCAGGCGGUUUCCUGCACCCAGCACCUAAGCAGCCGGGGUCGGUGCACCCCACGGAGACGGCGCGGGCUCCGAGCGUGGCCCAUGUCCGGCGCGGGUGAAGCCCUCGCUCCAGGGCCCGUGGGGCAGCAGUGCCCAGCCGAGGCGGGCGGUGGCCGGCUGGGCUCCCCAGCCCACGAAGAGUGUAAUGAAGACACUACCGAGAAAGAAAAAAGACAAACUAACAGUAGCCACACUAGGUAUGGGCUGAUUCGGGACCAGUCCAUUUGGAGAAAUCCUUCAGAUGGCGAACUCGUCAGAACCCAACCUGAGCGUCUGCCUCAACUGCAGACAUCAGCACAGGAGCCCAGCAAGGAGGAAACCAGCAAGAUACAGAAUGGUGGCCACCCAACUAUGAACAAUGGGAAUGGAAUUCCUCACAGAGCCAAACAUAUGUCUAUGGAUAAUCACAAAAUGUCAUCUCCCGUCUCUCAGAAAAUGCAUAGAAAAAUUCAGUCCAGCUUGUCUGUAAACAAUGACGUCAAUAAGAAGAGUAAAGUAAAUGCUGUCUUUUCCCAAAAAUCAGCUUCCUCACCUGAAGACUGUUGUGUCCACUGUAUCCUGGCAUGCUUGUUCUGUGAAUUCCUGACCCUCUGCAACAUUGUCCUGGGACAAGCUUCGUGUGGCGUCUGCACCUCCGAAGCCUGCUGCUGCUGCUGUGGAGACGAGAUGGGCGAUGACUGUAGCUGCCCCUGUGACAUGGACUGCAGCAUCAUGGAUGCCUGUUGUGAAUCCUCAGACUGCUUAGAGAUCUGCAUGGAAUGCUGUGGCAUCUGCUUUCCUUCAUAAAGAUUUAUCUCUUGUUUGUACUAAAACUGGAGACAACUUUACAGUAUUUCUUGUAGGGGAAAGGAAAGCACAUGGUGAGAUUUCCAGGAAGCAGCUCAGUAUUUGCACUGUUUAACUCAUUCCUCUUAGGUAAUCUCUGAAAUUCUUCCUCUUUCACCAGUCGUGUGUGAUUUAAUAUGUGAAGUUCUAACCAACUAACUGGUUUUUGAAGCUUCUUCGUAGGGGAAUAAUAAUCGGAAGACAUUUUGACACACACAGCCUGAAAUGUUAAAUGUCUUCUUUUUGUUGACAUGUUUGUUUUCCCUAACCGUUCUGAGCAGCUCUUUGUUCUAAAUGCGACAUUGCUCAAUAUGUAUUUAAACCAGAUCACUUUGUUGUUUAUCUAUUAAAGGUUAAAAGCAAACAUUUUUUUUUUUAUUCUAAGUAAGCACGAACAUGGGGCAGAGCCCUAAACAGAUGUGGGACUCUCCGUGCUGGUCUGCUCUGGGCUUUGCCCCUCUCUUGUUCUGUCCAGAGCACACUGAGGAAGAUGGUGUUGCUCUUGUCCAGAGCAGCAGGAAGUAUCACUGAGGAGGGCAGGAUGGGAGGGGUAAAGGUUAACCAGGUUGCAAGGCAUGCUGGUUUCAGGACUGUAAAGGCCAUAGGAACAAACAGAAGUGAAUAAGGGGUUACUGAGGAAAGCCUGGAGGAGGAGGAGGAUGUGGCAUUGUGGAUGCCCUAGGAAGAGCUACUUACAUUUAGGAAAAAGUUGAAGGUGGAGGGCCUGAACUGUCUGCGCUCUGUACAAGUGAAAAGAAUUUGCCUCCAUUGCACAUUGGAGCAACACAGCUUUCUUAGAACUAUAAAAUCUGAACUAAUGCAAACAUGCACUUUCCUACACAUAAUUUAAGUGUUAUAAAUUUUAAUGAAAACAUAAUACCUUGUUAACAUAACUAUAUUUUACCAAAAAAUGUAGAACACUUUUUAACAACGUUUAUUUAAAUGGGCUUUUUUUUUUUUUUUUUUUUAAGAUUAAAAAGUCCCAGUAUUCAUUGGGGUUUUUCCAAAGCUGGCUUAUAUUUGGAAAGACUCAGUUCUUUAUCUUGUAGGGUUGGUGUGUGUGUUGGGGGGGUGGGUCUAUUUAUUUUCAUUGGCUUGUAGUUCUAGCCUUGCUGUAUUUCAUAAGUACAUAAGUUUUGGAUCCACUACAGGAGGACCUCGGAUGGCUAUCACCAUUAGCAGAUAUUAGGAUUCCAAUGGUGUGUGAAAUUAUGCCAACAGGCAGGUUAUAAAGAUACUAAAGUAUGAAGAAAUGAAUCUGCCAUGAGACUAAUGCUAUAGUGAUGGAGUGAUCUCGUGUGCAAGGGAGAGUUCGGUUUCUCUCACAUCCUCACAUGUGUCUUUUUUUUUUUUUUCUCUCCAGAUUUGAAAUUUGGUUAAAUUGACUAAUUCCUCAAAGGCUCUUGGGAGUAGGUUUUUGUUAGUGGUCCUUUCUAGUUCUGGAUGAAUAUUAGAUUGUUAGAAAUAGUGCGUUUUUAGGAAGCCUUUUGUCAGCCUAGAACUUAAAGGAGACCUGAACAUCUUUUUUUUUUUUUUUUAAUUCAUGAAGAAUGUCAAUAUCACCAGUGUCUUUCCUUUGAAAGUUAGCCUAGCUCACAAUUAAAUUACUAUUUCAAAUAUUCUUUGAAAAAGGAAAGCAAGUGUGUCUCCUUUUCUAGUGCAAUUUACACGUGCUUAUAUUUUAAAUAUGACGCUAGUGGACAGCUGCCUUCUUCCUAUUCUUUGAAACAGAAGCUUUGAUUCGCUAAGUCAAGUAUAACGGCAACCUUAGUAUUUCCAUAUACCCGAUGUUAGCUUGUGCUUAUAUCGUAGGACGAAGAAGAGCCAUCUGUUUAUGGAUAAGCCUCCUAAUGGUUGUUAAAAUAUUUGCCUCGUUAUCCUGUAAAACUGUUUAACCAAGAGGCUUGUCUGAAGCCUGAAUAUAUCUUGCCAUGAUUUGCAAUGAAAAUGUUAGUGCAUUAGAAAUGUUUUUCUGUAACAGAGAGCAUUAGUGAAUACCAGAAUUUAAUUUCCAUACUUGUACGUGUAGGACUUUUCUUCAGCUCUCUACUCCAGGCAAGCCGUUCCUUAAGGCAUCUUGUAUAAUUCAAAAGAAAAAUAGGCAAAUGUGAAAACGAUUUUAGCAUAUUUCAGAAUUUUGGUAUGUAAAGUGUUUUGUUGAAUCUUAUGGCCGUCAAGACUAAUUGCGAUAGUUUACACCUAGACAUUCAGUCUCAUUUUAAAUGUGGCAUAUUUUCAAACUGGAUCCUGGCUAUUUUAAAAUUAAAAAUAUAUACAUGACUACUUA
This is a messenger RNA of Rattus rattus (black rat), 3232 nucleotides long. It is a transcript of the gene Mdfic, whose product is annotated as MyoD family inhibitor domain containing. NCBI's taxonomy places the organism in Eukaryota, Metazoa, Chordata, Mammalia, Rodentia, Muridae. The transcript is spliced from 4 exons. The record is from RefSeq and is a predicted model, not a curated record. Bases 163 to 906 code for a protein of 247 amino acids.